This is a messenger RNA of Elgaria multicarinata webbii, 1815 nucleotides long. It is a transcript of the gene DDX55, whose product is annotated as DEAD-box helicase 55. Lineage: Eukaryota; Metazoa; Chordata; Lepidosauria; Squamata; Anguidae. The coding region runs from base 9 to 1802 and encodes 597 amino acids. Gene Ontology annotation, cellular component: nucleolus. The record is from RefSeq and is a predicted model, not a curated record. The transcript has 14 exons. Gene Ontology annotation, molecular function: ATP binding; nucleic acid binding.
CCUGCGCGAUGGAGAGCGUGACUGAGGGGACGUGGGGUUCCCUGCCCGUGGAGCUGAGCCCCGGCGUUGCGCUGGCCUUGCAGGAGCUGCGCUUUUCUCACAUGACGCCUGUGCAGUCUGCAACGAUUCCCUUAUUCAUGACAAACAAGGACGUGGCUGCUGAAGCGGUAACGGGCAGCGGCAAAACAUUAGCGUUUGUCAUUCCCAUCAUAGAAAUUCUGCUCCGGCGGGAAGAAAAGCUCAAGAAAAUGCAGGUUGGCGCAAUUGUCAUCACGCCUACAAGAGAGCUUGCUGUUCAAAUAGAUGAGGUGAUAACCCAUUUCACGAAGCAUUUCCCACAGUUUAGCCAGUGUCUUUUAAUUGGAGGGAAGAAUCCCAUGGAAGAUGUCGAAAGGUUCAAAGAACGAGGCGGAAACAUCCUCGUAGCCACUCCGGGUCGUUUGGAGGACAUGUUCCGGAGGAAAUCGGAGGGGCUGGAUCUGACCAGCUGUGUGAAAUCUCUCGACGUCCUGGUCUUGGAUGAAGCUGAUCGGCUCUUGGAUAUGGGCUUUGAAGCAAGUUUAAAUACCAUCCUGGGCUUUUUGCCCAAGCAGAGACGGACAGGCCUCUUCUCAGCAACUCAGACCCAAGAAGUCGAGAACUUGGUGAGGGCCGGCCUCCGGAACCCCGUCCGCAUCUCGGUGAAGGAGAAGGGGAUGGCAGCGAGCAACACCCAGAAGACUCCCACCCGGCUCCAAAACUACUACAUGAUCUGCAAUGCAGAUGAGAAAUUUAACCAGCUGGUUGACUUCCUUCGUCACCACAAGCCAGAAAAGCACCUUGUCUUUUUCAGUACCUGUGCCUGCGUGGAGUAUUAUGGGAAGGCUUUGGAAUCCUUGAUCAAGAAUGUGAAAAUAAUGUGCAUCCAUGGGAAAAUGAAACACAAACGGAAUAGGAUAUUCACAGAUUUCCGGAAACUUUCAAGUGGCAUUCUGGUUUGCACUGACGUCAUGGCCCGGGGCAUAGACAUUCCAGAAGUCAACUGGGUUUUGCAGUAUGACCCUCCAAGCAAUGCAAGUGCCUUCGUACAUCGCUGUGGCCGCACGGCCCGCAUCGGCCACCUGGGCAACGCCCUGGUCUUCUUGCUUCCCAUGGAAGAAGCCUAUAUAAAUUUCUUAGCCAUUAACCAAAAGUGUCCCAUGCAGGAAAUGAAACUGCAGAGUAACGUAGCGAAUGUUCUGCCCAAGCUGAAGUCCCUGGGUUUGGCCGACAGAGCUGUGUACGAGAAAGGGAUGAAGGCCUUCGUGUCUUUCGUGCAGGCCUACGCCAAACACGAGUGCAACCUGAUUUUCCGGCUCAAAGACCUGGAUUUUGCCAGCCUAGCUCGAGGCUUUGCUUUGCUGAAGAUGCCAAGGAUGCCGGAGCUGAAAGGCAAGUGUUUCCCGAACUUCACACCUGUCGAUAUCGACACGGACUCGAUUGCGUUCAGAGACAAAAACAGAGAGAAGCAAAGGCAGAACUUUCUAGAGCAACGAAGGAAACAGAGGCAGGAGGAAGAAGGGAAGAGGAAAUUCACCAGGAACAAGGCCUGGUCCAAGCAAAAAGCGAAGAAGGAGAAGAAGAAGAUGAUGACAGCCAAACGCAGAAAAGAGGAGGGUUCUGAUGUAGAAGAUGAAGAUAUGGAGGAGCUGCUCAAAGACACGCGACUCUUGAAAAAGUUGAAGAAGGGCAAAAUUAGUGAGGAAGAGUUUGAGAAGAAACUGCUGUGCAGCCAGAAGGUAGCCCAGGCACAUAUUGGGGGUGGCUCAGACUCCACAGAAUGAAAUAUCACUCCCC